This is a messenger RNA of Heterostelium album PN500, 4260 nucleotides long. RefSeq lists its product as uncharacterized. Bases 1 to 4260 code for a protein of 1419 amino acids. Gene Ontology annotation, biological process: protein phosphorylation. The transcript is spliced from 9 exons. NCBI's taxonomy places the organism in Eukaryota, Evosea, Eumycetozoa, Acytosteliales, Acytosteliaceae. Gene Ontology annotation, molecular function: ATP binding; protein kinase activity. The record is from RefSeq and is a predicted model, not a curated record.
AUGAUACAAUCAAAUAAUAAUCAAUAUACAACGAGUGAAAGUGAUUCACAAGAUUUGGAGCUGAAGUUUGACAAUGACUAUAAUGAGACUGUACACCAAGGAUCUAUUCAAGAGGAAUUAGUUGGGUCUUUAACAUUUGGAAAAUGUUUCGAUUGUCCGAUUCUUCCAGGUGCGCUACCACCUACUCUAAAGUCAUUACGGUUCGGUGCUAACUAUAAUCAAGAGAUUAUAGAAGGAGUAUUGCCAGAGACACUUGAGAGUUUGAAGUUUGGUGACAGUUUUAAUAAACCAAUUAUGCUUGGAGUCUUACCUCAAUCUCUUAGAUCAAUAAUAUUCGGAAAGAACUUCAAUCAGCCUAUUGAAAUUGGAUCACUACCCGAGAGGUUAGAGUAUCUAGAGUUUUAUGAUGAUUUCAAUCAGCUAUUACUACCCGGUUGUCUACCAUCAUCGUUGAAAACUCUCAUCUUCUACUGGCAUUUCAACCAACCAAUUCACGUCAACGUACUUCCAGAGAAAUUGGAUUCUCUAACACUAGGACCAGACUACAAUCUACCAAUAGAAAAGGAUGUACUACCCAAGUCUCUAAGAGUUUUGAACUUUGGUUUAUAUUAUAAUCUGCCUAUUCUGCCAGGAAUUCUACCCAAUUCCAUUACCGAGUUGAGAUUCGAUUGGUUCUUUAAUCAACCUAUCUAUGAAUUACCUUCAUGUUUAGAGGUGUUAAGAUUGGAAAGAGACUACAAUAUUCCAUUACCAGUGUUGCCUCCAACUCUUAAAUCAUUGUCUUUGGGUACAGAGUUUGCCCAAGUAAUAGAACCAGGAAUUUUACCAGAGUCUUUGACAAAUCUAUCUUUUAGUGACAAAUACAACUAUCCAAUUCUUCCUGGAACAUUACCAAAAUCUUUAAUUAAACUUUAUUUUGGUCAUUACUUCAAUCAAGCAUUGGGGCCAGGUCUUUUGCCUGCAUCACUAGAAAUCCUGGCCUUAGGUGCAGAGUAUUCGCAUCCAAUUGUACCAGGAGUAUUUCCACCUUCACUUUAUAUAUUAAACUUCAAUACCAAGACCGAUAUUCCAAAGGGAGUAUUACCACAGUCUUUGAAAACUCUGGUAUAUUCAAGCACUUUUCCAAUUAUUUCGGGAUCGCUGCCUGAAUCUGUCGAAUCAAUAGAAUUUGGUUUUCAAUAUAAUCAUCCCAUCAAAAUAGGCGAUCUCCCAAACCGGUUGAAAUCGUUAAAGUUUAAUGAUAACUAUAUGCAAACCAUCCAUUUCGAUACACUACCUUCAUCACUAAAGUCAUUCAACAUAGGCAAGAAUACAUAUCAAGUGGACUCAUCUUCAAGAGGAGAGAUCCUAAGUCGCCCAAUUGAAUGUUCAAUUAAGAGUUAUGCUGCAGAAAGUUUUUUAAAUAUAGAGUUGCAUUUCAAAAACAUAACUAGUCAUAUAUUAGUUGUAAUAGUAACAUUUGGAAAUGAAUUGUUAGUUGAACAGGUUGGGGAAAAUACAAAUCAUGAACUAAAGCUAACUGGUUUGAAUAUAAACAACCAUGAUAUCAAUAUGGUAAUAUUGAAAAAUAAUGAUAAGUGGAUAUUGAAACGAUUACAAAUCUUAGCAACAAAAUCAGCAUAUCAUGUUAUCACAAUUAAUUCAGUGAAUAAUUAUAUAAGUAAUUUCCAACCUGAUUUGUUUUUCAAUGAAAAAACAUUCAUAAUUAAUUCCAAACUCUAUUAUUACAUCACCAAGUUUUCCCAAAGUUUAAAUGAAGUUUAUUUAGUUAUCUCUAAAGAUACAAAUAUGUUGUGUGCCUACAAAAUAAAUAAAUAUGAAGAUCGACCACCAAGUUAUUAUUCUAGGUUAGCUAAUGAAGUAAUAACAAUGACACUACUUUCAGGAAAACCAAAUUUUGUUCAAAUGGUUGAUAGUUUUGAUGAUGUAGAGAAUAAAAUCUAUCAUAUUUUGACAGAGUAUUGUAUUGGUGGUGAUCUAAACAAAUUAUUUAGGAUAAAAUCUGAAUCAAAAGAAAAAUACUUUUCAGAACCUGAAAUAUGGAAUUAUAUUUCACAAUUGUUUUAUAUUUUAAAAGAGUUGGAACACAUUGGAGUUAUACAUUGUGAUAUCAAACCGAUGAACAUAUUUAUCAAAAAUGGAAAUUUAGUAUUAGGUGAUUUUGGAUGUAGCACAUUCAACGAUAACAGUAAAGAAUUUAAAACAAUUGAUUGGGCAUCAGUACUGGCUGUUAAAGAUAAACCAUGCCUUGAAGCUGAACCAGAAUCACUCCCUUCCGUUUGUGACAUUGAAGAACCAAACUCUAUAGCCAAUGUAACUAGAGGAACCAAGGGUUAUAUUGCACCAGAGGCUAUUUUUAAAUAUUAUAGUCAUUCAUUUGAUAUAUAUUCUGUUGGGUCAACUAUUCUGAAGUUAUUAUCUUGUCACGAAAAAGAUAUAAACAAUCAUAUUCAAUUUAUAUCAGAUAGAAAUAAUAUUAUUAUUUCUUCUCAGAGAUAUUCAAAACAAUUAAUUGAUUUUGUGACAAGAAUGUUGGACAAACAACCUCAGAAUCGAGAAUCGUUUCAAACUAUUUUGGAUCAACAUGUUGAUUUCCAACAAACGAGUAUUAAAUACAAUAUUGAUGCACCGUUCCAUACAAGUUCUACUUUAAUUUCUGAAAUAUGUUUUGGCUCUAACUUCAAUCAAACAAUUGAGCCCAUCACAAUACCAUUCAGUGUAACAUCAGUAACACUCCUUUCAUAUAAAAAACCUUUAUUAAUAGGAGCACUACCUUCAACAUUAAAAUCUUUGAUUUUAGAAGAAAAUAUACACCAUCCACUACCUGGUGUUCUACCUUCAUCUUUGGAAAUUCUUAGAAUUGAUUCUGGCCCAAUCGUAUACAGUUACUUUCCAAAAACUCUUAAAGUUUUAACUCUUGGUUCUCUCUUUAAUUUCCCAUUACAUAAAGAUAUGUUACCUCAAUCUUUGCAAUCAUUAGAGUUUGGAUAUUCUUUUGAUCAACCAAUGGAGGAUGGAGUCCUACCAAAUAAACUCCAAUCUCUGAAACUUGGCUUUUCAUUCAAAAGUCACUUGAUCCUCCCAAGUUCAUUAGAGUAUAUUGAGUUUAACAAUAAUUACCAAAUUGAUGAUGGAUUAUUGCCAGAUACCAUUACACAUAUUGUUGGUCUGAACUGUCCAUUAAAGCCAGGUUUACUUCCUAAAUGUUUAGAAAUUUUGGAGUUUGGAUAUUCAUUCAAUCAAGAAUUAGAACAAGCUGUUUUGCCAGAGAGUUUGAAAUCAUUAAGAGCUAUGGGCCAAGUAGUUAUAUUGAUAUCUGGUAGGAACAAUGAAGAUGAACUAUUUGAAUCAAUCUUGCAACUUAAUUAUUUCAAUUCAAAGAAAAAAUGUCUUCCUGGUUCAUACGAAGUCGAUUUUGAAUAUACCUAUUCAUUCAAAUCACAUCCAGAUGUCGAAGAUACCUACCAGGCUAUAUCAUUUGACUCUUAUGAAUUCUUUGUUUUGGCAAAAUAUAUCAACUCGAAUGAAUGGGAUGAUACUAAGAGUUAUUUAGUUCAAUCUAAACAAGAUUUUAAAUUGUAUGUUUACGAAACAACCAAUUAUUUAGAAGCCAACAACCAGAAUUGUUUACUUAGACUAAGAAAUGAAUGUAGAGCAAUAACAAAAUUCCAUAAAGUACCAAGAUUUAUACAACACAUUCUUUUAAUCGAUGAUACUGAAGCUGGAACAAUGCAUCUGUUCAAAGAAUAUUAUGUUGGUAGAAAUUUAGAAUAUUUAAUAGAAUCGAGAGCACUAAAGUAUGUAUUAUUUGAAACUAAACUAACUUCAAACAUCAAAUUAACAUUUUUUCAAUUAUGGAGGAAUGAACAUAUCAAAGAAGAAGAAAUUAGACAUAUAAUUCCACAGAUUUUUGAUAUAUUGGCUUUGUUGGAAGCUCAUGGUGUUACUCAUGCUGAUAUCAACAUUUCAAACCUAUAUAUUAAGGGUCAAGGUUUGGUGCUAGAUGGUUUUAAAAAUUGUUCAUUUUUAGAGGAUAUCCCUCAGGCUGAGAACAUUAAAUUCGAUCAUUCAUAUGCUAUCUAUUCAUUUUCUUUAGUUCUUUGCAAACUUAUGUCUUUUGAUAUAGAUUCAGAAGGAAUUCAUAAAUCAAAACAUUACUAUUCAGAUCAAUUGGUGAAUUUUGUACAAUUAAUGUUUCAAAAAUACCAAGAAAUGAAUUACAAUUCUUUUUUGAUAGAAUGGAAAGGAAUUUCAAGUUGA